AUGGCCUUCAAGUUUCCCCAUUUUAUAGGGGACACAGAUAAGUGGCACGUGUAUCCCGUAAAAGUCGACGCUUACUUUGAAGCAAACGAGGUUACAGACGACGCCAAGAAGAGGGCACUGUUGGUUGCGGCGGUAGGAUCUAGGACCCUGGAGAUUCUUUGCGGUAGAGCAGCAACAAGAAAACCGAGCUCGCUAAGCUAUGAAGAAGUCGUUGCAACCUUGAAUGAGCACUAUGAUCCGUCUCCCAACGAGAUAUCGGAAAGUUUCAAGUUCUUUCAUCAAAGCCAACAGGAAGGAGAGUCUAUGCAGACGUUUGUCGUCGAGAUUCGUAGAAUAGCCCAUAACUGCAAUUUCUCUUCCAUGUUGCAGGGAAUGCUGAGGGAUCGCAUCGUUUGCGGAGUGCGGUCGAAAAACUUGCAGAAAGAGCUACUAGCGAAGAAGGACUUGACUCUUGUGGAAGCCGAAGCACUUGCUCUUGCAGCAGAAAGCGCAGAGCUAGGUUCGCAACAGAUGUACAGCCAAGGUGACGCCAAACUCGAGAUAAAAGGGGUGCCGCUUCUUUACAUCACGUCGCAGUCAGCCGAAGUGAAGCAGCAGAGCCAAGGAGCAGCACCCGUGAUGGAGAAGUUCGCUGACCUUUUCACAGAGGGCUUGGGACUCUUCAAGGGGCCACCCGCACGGCUGCAUAUAAAGGAUGGAGCAAUACCAAGGUUCUGCAAGGACAAAACGGACCAGGAGGAUGAGGCUCAAAUCGUACUGACCCCGGACCAGUGGGAUCAGCCUGCCGUGCCAUUAAAGGAACUCAAAGCACUCGCCGUCGCUGAUGAAGUACUCUCACAGGUACGCAAUUACACACGGGAAGGUUGGCUGCGCCGUUUUUACAUGGAAACGAAAGAAAUAGCAGAGUUCUACAAAAAGCGGCAUGAGCUGUCUGUUGCUGAAGAAGUGCUCAACUGGGGUAAUCGCCUUGUAGUGCCAAAAGAUGCGCGAGGGAAGCUGCUAAAGCUACUACAUGCAGCCCACCAAGGCGUGUCAAAGCUCGGCUUAGAGCACGACAUCAGAGCCGGCCCUGCCAAAGCUGCGAAUGACUCGAGCUGCAACUUUGCAUCGGGAGACUAUGUGUACGUGCGAAAUUACGGCGUCGGCGAUAAGUGGUCACCAGGCACUGUGGAAGCUACUUCUGGCACUUGCCUCCUGGAUGUUAAGAGUGCGGACGGGCUUGUCCGCCGCUAG
Messenger RNA from Dermacentor andersoni, 1233 nucleotides. The record is from RefSeq and is a predicted model, not a curated record. Lineage: Eukaryota; Metazoa; Arthropoda; Arachnida; Ixodida; Ixodidae.